Molecule: messenger RNA, 1392 nt
Organism: Musca domestica (house fly)
Lineage: Eukaryota; Metazoa; Arthropoda; Insecta; Diptera; Muscidae
Product: SREBP regulating gene protein
Exons: 2
Coding region: 127-789 (220 amino acids)
Biological process (GO): positive regulation of SREBP signaling pathway
Source: RefSeq, a predicted model, not a curated record
UGGAACGUAUUCCAUUAAGUUUGGUUCGCGGAAAAAACCAAACAUUUCGCACAGAAACAUCGAUCUGAUUGUAUUUCGGAAAAAUCGGGUGAAUCCAGCUUAAAUGGCCACAAACAUUAAAGCGGCAUGUGGCCAGCAGCUCUAACACGACUGCUGAAAAGAAGAUUAGCCUAUAUUAUAUUGGUUAUAUUAUUUUUUGUAUAUGUUAUUACAAAAACUUUUAAUAAUAAAAAUUCCCCACAACAUUUCCUGGAAUCCGAUGUGUUUACCGUGGAACGUACUAUUCCUCUAGUAUGGCGUACGGCCGAGGAACACCUACUAUCGCCUGAGCAACUAAAAGAAAAUCCCACAAAUCCUCCCAACAUCGAGUGUCGUAAUUCCAUGCAGGGACGUGAUCUUCUGGUGGAUGAACGUGGCUUUGUUUGUGAUGCUGAUGUUCUGCUCGCCAAUGGUUGUUGUAAUGUCCAACAUCAUUCGACCAAAUAUUAUACCUGUGAAACGUGUAAUCCCAACACUCAGUGUUGUGGUAUCUAUGAACAUUGUGUUUCCUGUUGUUUACAUCCAGAGAAGCGACCGGUGUUGGAGUUAGCAUUGGAACAUAUAAAGGGACGUCAGGCAAUGGUAUAUGCUCAGGUUGCGGAUCAAUAUGAAUUGUGUUUGGUAAAGUGUCGCACUAAUUCACAUUCAGUGGAACAUGAAAAUCGUUAUCGUGAUCCGACACAUCGUUUCUGUUAUGGUCCCACACAGGCUCAUGAAUCACAAAUAGAGGUUUCGGGCAUGGGAUCAUGAUAGAAAAGCGCUGGGGUGUUUAACUUUAGUUUAAUUGUAAAUUUGCCGUGAUAAUUACCUACAAAGGACCUGUUAAAUUUUGGAACAUGGUAUAUUUUGCAAUUUAAUUGUAAACUAUAAACUAACUAUGUCCUUUUAUCCUCGUCCUAGUAGGGUAUUUCAAUAUCAUCUAAAAGUUUAGACCGUAAAUUAUGGAAUGUAUUCCCAACUUCGAAUGAAUAUAUUGUCCGUAUAAAGACUCACUUCACCUGUGUCCCACAUAGAAAAUCGCCUAUUUAUAAGCAAACUAGAGUUAAUACGGAGCAUUUGCAUAAUGACCAUGGUAAACAUGAUUGGAUACCAUUUACUAAAGUGUGUUCCUUUUGCUAGUUUAAUGUUAAUGUAAACAUUUUGGACUGUUCUCGUAAUGAAUAAUUGCCUUUUUUCAGCUGUAUUUUCUUGUAACUAAGAUGUAAUAGAUUUAUUUAAUUUGUACACAGUUUAGGAUAGCAUAGGAUUUUGUAUACGUAAUUAAUUAAUUAAUUAAUAAUACUCAUUUUUGUAAUUCGUAGUUUAACAAGCGGGUGCAGAAAUUAUAAAUAAAUGACAAUUUUGAUACAUAAA